UUGAAGAUGUAUAUUUUUAUUAUCAUCAGUAAGCCAAACGAAUUAUAUCAAGUUACUUUCAUAAUUCAAUUAUUAUAUUAUAUGCCUAUCAUUAUAGAUCUCGAAGAAUUCAUUGCUGUAGAAGCAUUAAAGUUUGACUUCAAGACAAUAAGAAAUGCAACGGACUCUUUCUCCCAACGAAACAAACUAGGCCAAGGUGGAUUUGGUGGUGUUUACAAGGGAAAGCUUCAGAAUGGACAAGAAAUAGCGGUAAAAAGGCUGUCAACGAACUCAAGGCAAGGAAUUGAAGAGUUCAAGACAGAGGUUCUAUUUGUUGAAAAGCUCCAACACAAUAAUUUAGUCAAACUCUUAGGAUUUUGCUUACAUGGAGAAGAGAAGUUACUUGUCUAUGAACUCUUGGCUAAUGCAAGCCUUGACAAAGUCCUGAUAGAUCGAUAUAGAAAACCAACACUAGAUUGGGAGACUCGAUACAAGAUAUUACUAGGAACCGCAAGGGGACUCUUAUAUUUUCAUGAAGAUUCAAGAUUGAAAAUUAUCCACCGAGAUUUGAAAUUGAGCAACAUAUUGUUAGAUGAAUAUAUGAAUCCGAAGAUAGCAGAUUUUGGAUUGGCACGACUAGUUGCAAGGGAUCAGAUCCAGGCGGACACCAGUAAGAUUGCUGGCACAUACGGAUAUAUGGCUCCUGAGUAUGCGUUGACGGGGCGAUUCUCGAUUAUGUCUGACGUCUAUAGUUUUGGAGUAAUUGCUCUCGAGAUUGUAAGUGGCCAUAUGUGUAGCUCGACUACUUUCCCCUAUGAGGAUGAAAGUCUAUGCUUACGAGCCUGGAGGCUAUGGAGAGACGGUGCAAUUUUAGACUUGGUGGAUCCAAGACUUGAUGGAAACUUCUUAAGGGACGAAGUGACAAGAUGCGUACAUAUUGCUUUGCUUUGCAUCCAAGAAGACGCAAAUAAAAGGCCAACCAUGGUUCCAAUUGUCUCAGCUCUCAGUGGCCAUCAAGUGGUUCUCCCGGAACCAAAACCACCUCAAUCUGGUCCACCAACUACUAGCCACUAUGGUUCCUACCAAGACGGUCCAAAUUCGUCUCUGAAAUUUUCCAAAAAUAACGAUGAACUCACAGAGAUUCAUCCUCGAUAA
Messenger RNA from Beta vulgaris subsp. vulgaris (sugar beet), 1134 nucleotides. RefSeq names its product cysteine-rich receptor-like protein kinase 10. Gene Ontology annotation, biological process: protein phosphorylation. The record is from RefSeq and is a predicted model, not a curated record. The transcript has 5 exons. The coding region runs from base 7 to 1134 and encodes 375 amino acids. Gene Ontology annotation, molecular function: protein kinase activity; ATP binding. Lineage: Eukaryota; Viridiplantae; Streptophyta; Magnoliopsida; Caryophyllales; Amaranthaceae.